AUGCAUUCAUCUCUAACAGAAUCAGUUCUGGAGACCAACGCCCUUGGCAGACCCUUCUAUCUGGGUACACUCUAUGAUGCCCGGAAUGACCGAUUAAUACCAGGAAUCAGCUGGAAGAAGGAGGACAUAGAGAGCAAAACACGUGUCCGUCCACAGCCCUUCACAAGACUUCAGGUGGCAGCAUCUGAGUCCCGUAGUGCAAAGACCAGUCUGUUGGAUGUGAGCGCCUCAUUGAAGGCCAGCUUCUUCUGUGGGCUGGUGGAGGUGGGAGGUUCUGCCCAUUAUCUCAACGAGAAGACCUCCUCCAGUCGUCAGUGCAGUGUCACCCUGAGCUACCAGGAUACCACUGAGUUUAAAGAGCUCAUGAUAUCAGAACUAAAGACUCUAUAUCCUGAGGUCUCUAAAAAGACAGAUGCCACACAUGUUGUGAGUGGGGUGCUCUUUGGGGCUAAUGCACACAUGGAAUUCCAAGAAAUGGCCAGCGAUGAUUCAAAUAAGCAAAACAUCCAGGGAAACCUACAUGUGAUGAUCAAAAAGAUCCCAUCAAUUGAGAUCAGUGGGGAUGGAAGCCUAAACAUGGAUGAAGAUGACAAGAAGAAUGUGCAGAACUUCAGCUGCAAGUUAUAUGGUGACAUUUUACUGAAAAAGCUCCCUUCUACAUACGAGGAGGCUGUGACGGUGUACAAAAAUCUGCCCAGUAUGUGGGAUAAAGGAGAGAAGGGUGUGCCUGUGAAGGUCUGGUUGUAUCCACUGAGCAAGCUUACUAACACUGAGUCCAAGCUGAAGAGAUUGAUCUCAGAGACACUGGUGUCAGCAGUGGAGGAGGCGAUGGAUGAAUUCCACCAGGCAGAGAAGAGAACCAACGACCUGCUGAGGAGUAGCACAGAGAUCAAGGCUGUAGACAUCGUCCACCAACUGGAGACAUUCCAAAGCAGUCUGAGGGUUUUCACCACUGAGUUCCUAUCGAAAAUGACAUACCUGAUCCCAGCCAUCAGAGGAGGUGACCUGGAUGAAACGGCCCUGAGAGACCUCCUGAAGUCCCAGGAUGCAUCUGGCUUCAGUGGGAAAGAAAUGGAGCAGUGGCUGGAUGGAAAGGAGACUGAGAUCAACGUGGUCACAAUGAACAUAAACAAACUACCAAAUAACAAGAUUAAACCUCCAGGCCCUGAGCUUGACUCUUUCCUCAUGGACCCAGAUGUAACAGAUGCUGUUGUGUUCAGCUUCACCUCUCUGAGUAAUGAGGAGCCGUACCUGAAAAAAAUUUCAAAGGCAGUUGAGAACUUCAAGAGUGGUUACAACAUCAGCACACCUGAGCAAGACCGGAGAGAGGAGGUUCCCUGGUACAAGAGACCAGAUGUCUGGGACACCCUGCACCUCUCACGCAGUGUCUUUAACGAUGUACCCUUGCAGAACAAAGUGAUCAGUUUCAUUUCAGACCCAGCGCACCCAGGAGCUUCAGUCCGCAGUUAUCACAAAGGAUCUCUGAAGGAUGAAAAUUUGGCAAAGCCACAACUAUGUAAGUUUUAG
This is a messenger RNA of Clupea harengus (Atlantic herring), 1527 nucleotides long. Its product is annotated as cytolytic toxin-alpha-like. Lineage: Eukaryota; Metazoa; Chordata; Actinopteri; Clupeiformes; Clupeidae. The coding region runs from base 1 to 1527 and encodes 508 amino acids. Gene Ontology annotation, molecular function: protein binding. The record is from RefSeq and is a predicted model, not a curated record. The transcript is spliced from 3 exons.